AUGUCAACGGCCGACCCGGCUGGAAUCACAAAGAAACCGGCAGCAGCAAAAGAUGCAAAAGGCGUCAUUGUUAUUGAAGUUGGUGGUCCUCUGAAGAGCGAUGAUCCGAAACGCUCAGUAAAGGACGCAAGCUCAUCAUCUACAGCUGUUGAAUCGUCAACUGCGUCCCACCCACAAAAGCCUAACGAUAGCCACACAUUAGACGAUUUCUCAUUAGAAAUAUACAGCGAUGAGUUUACUACUGAUGCAUCAAGUAUUCCGGAAGAUGAAAGCCAAUAUAGUGCUGUGGUUCUUUUCAAGCCGAAUACUAAGGUGGGUACAGUAUCUUGACG
Molecule: messenger RNA, 332 nt
Organism: Strongylus vulgaris
Lineage: Eukaryota; Metazoa; Nematoda; Chromadorea; Rhabditida; Strongylidae
Source: the annotation of a GenBank genome assembly